CAUGACCGGGCUGAAGGCGUGGACUCGGUCCCACCAGCUCCAAAUAAAAAGCGACCUCCCCCUCCCCCGGCCAGGAGCCUGGAACCGCCGGCCUGAAGCAUCUCACAGGAUCGUUCACCUGCCGCUCCCGAGGCUCCGCUGACAAGCAGGACAGAAACCCGGACACAAGGUGUCACCUCACCUAGCGUAUCAUCGGAGGCUUGCUGUCACCAUGGAUGUCUCUCCCGUCUCCAAAGUCCCGUCCUGUCAUUUCAUGAAGCCUACACACAAACCCUGCAUACAGAGCUCGCGGUACAUUUUGAGUUCCUCCCAUUAGCACCUUUAGAGCUGAGCCAAGAGGUUCGUUUGUCCAUUUUGUUGUAGAAAUUUAUUUAUAACCACAUAUUACCUCAUAAAUCAAACCUCAGUAAGUCGGCUUGGUUUAACCCGCAAGCGAGGAUGGAUACAACUACUCUGGCGUCGCUGGCUGUUGCCUCCACCGUGGCUCUGGCCUCCCAGUCUGACAUGUCAAGCUACUUGUGGCUGCUGGUGUUAGGCUUCGUCAUCGCCUUCGUUCUGGCCUUCUCUGUGGGGGCCAACGACGUGGCCAACUCCUUCGGCACUGCGGUGGGCUCCGGAGUGGUCACCAUGCGCCAGGCCUGCAUCCUGGCUACCAUCUUUGAGACGCUGGGCUCAGUGCUGCUGGGAGCCAAAGUCAGCGAGACCAUCCGAAAUGGGAUCAUCGACGUGCGGAUGUACAACGGCUCCGAACACGUCCUGAUGGCAGGUUCCAUAUGUUCAAUGUGUGGCUCCGCUGUGUGGCAGCUGGUUGCAUCAUUCCUGAAGCUCCCCAUCUCUGGAACUCACUGUAUUGUUGGAGCCACAAUUGGAUUCUCCAUAGUAGCCAGAGGUCACCAAGGGGUCAAAUGGAUGGAGAUAGUGCGCAUUGUGGCCUCCUGGUUCCUGUCCCCUGUGCUGUCAGGCAUCAUGUCAGGAAUCCUCUUCUAUUUUGUUCGCAAAUUCAUUCUGAACAAGGCGGACCCCGUCCCAAACGGCCUCAGAGCGCUUCCUGUCUUCUACGCCAUCACCUUGGCCAUCAACCUGUCCUCCAUCAUGUUUACAGGCGCACCACUGCUGGGUUUUGACAGAGUGCCAUGGUGGGGUACACUGAUCAUUUCUCUGGGCUGUGCCUUCGUCACAGCUUUGGUCGUUUGGUUCAUUGUGUGUCCGCGGCUCCAGAAGAAGAUCAAGCGAGGAGGAACAGCUGCUGCUCCCUGUGAAACUCCACUGAUGGAGAAGAACUCCAGCAAACCUGCGCCGGCAGAGCAGCCCUCAACAUCUCAUAACCCACAAGCACAGGCUCCUCCUCCACAGGCAGGCAGCCACAAGGUGGCUUUCAAACUUGGGGGCUCAGAGGAAGCUGAUCUGGACAACAAUGACAUGGAAACCAAAGACUUGGAUAUCAGCACUGCUCUGAAUGGCACCGUUGGCCCCAUGAUGAUCACUGACCCUCACAGUGGACGGUCCCACACGAUCCACAAGGACUCUGGCCUUUACAAAGACCUGCUCCACAAGCUACACAUGGCCAAGGUGGGCGACUGCAUCGGUGACAGCGACACAGAAGAGCGGCCCAUCAGGAGGAACAACAGCUACACCUCCUACACCAUGGCCAUUUAUGGGAUUCAGGGAGAUCCCAAACACAAGGACGUGGACAGCGAGCUGCAGAGGAGAUCCAGGGUGGACAGCUACAGCAGCUACAGCUCGGCUGUGACCAGUGGCAGUGCAGUCCAGGACGGGAAUGUGACUGAGGAAGCAGGCAGGGACCUCGCUCCGGAAGAGGACGAGCUGGAGGUGGACCCACCAGCCGUUUCUUUACUUUUCCAGUUCCUGCAGAUACUCACGGCGUGCUUUGGCUCCUUUGCCCACGGGGGGAACGAUGUCAGCAAUGCGAUCGGUCCACUGGUGGGUCUCUGGCUUCUGUAUGAGAGCGGCUCUGUGGUGUCCAACUUACCAACACCCAUUUGGUUGCUUCUGUAUGGCGGAGUGGGCAUCUGCACCGGACUGUGGGUGUGGGGACGAAGGGUGAUCCAGACCAUGGGCAAAGACCUCACGCCCAUUACCCCCUCCAGUGGAUUCAGCAUUGAGCUAGCCUCAGCAGUCACUGUGGUUGUGGCGUCCAAUAUUGGACUUCCUGUCAGCACAACCCACUGCAAGGUGGGCUCUGUGGUGGCCGUGGGAUGGCUGCGCUCCAGGAAAUCCGUUGACUGGCAUCUGUUCAGGAACAUCUUCAUCGCUUGGUUUGUUACAGUUCCCAUCUCCGGGCUCAUCAGUGCGGCCAUCAUGGCUCUCUUCAUAUACGUUAUUCUGUGAGCCUGACUCCACCCGACCGACUGCCACCAACCGUUUUCUUUUGACUAACGGACAGCACGUGAUCCACCUGGUCUGUGUUUACGACGCUGAUGAUAUCGUUCAGUGUAUGAAUGUCCUUGAAUGAUGUAGGAUCUAAUAACACUGUCUGUGUCGUGUACAUCCCUCUGUAUAUUUGUACAAAAGCAGUAUUGUAUUAAUAAUCAAAAGAUUCAGUUUCCACUAAAGAAGCACAGUAACAGUUAUAUUCUAUAUUUGCAUAUUUGACUGAAAUAAAACGAGGAGUUGUUUGAUUUGAUAGGGUUAAACACGUGUGUUUGGCUGUGGAAUGGUUGGAUUAGUGUAAACAAACGCCGCCGUGAGGUAAUUUCAUUUUGAAAUAUGAUUAAACGACUCCUGACAAGGA
Scatophagus argus is the source of this 2752-nucleotide messenger RNA. It is a transcript of the gene slc20a1a, whose product is annotated as solute carrier family 20 member 1a. Gene Ontology annotation, cellular component: membrane. The record is from RefSeq and is a predicted model, not a curated record. The coding region runs from base 439 to 2349 and encodes 636 amino acids. Gene Ontology annotation, molecular function: phosphate transmembrane transporter activity. The transcript has 11 exons. NCBI's taxonomy places the organism in Eukaryota, Metazoa, Chordata, Actinopteri, Scatophagidae. Gene Ontology annotation, biological process: phosphate ion transmembrane transport.